GAGAGAGGUGUGGAGGCCGAGGCGGUCACGAGGACAGGUGUGAAGACAGAGCUCGGGAUGCGCGGGAGAGACAGCACUCCGGGAAGGAUGUGCGCCACCCCCAUACUCCCCCCCAUCCCCACCCCCGGCAGUGGCAGCAGGGAGACCUCGGCGAGAGUGGGGAGGGCGGGGAGACCGAGUCUGCCCGCAGGGCCAGAUGUGCAGGGAAUAGCCAGCCGAGGGCGCGUGGACUGACGGGCGAGGCUGCCCUCUCCGCACGCUCGCUCUGCAUGGGGCCCGGGGCUGGGGUCCUGACCCGGAGAGGAGCGAGCCCGCCGCGCCUGGACUCUGCAUCUGUACGUCAGCCCCGCCCGUUGUCUUGGCAACAGUCCGUUGCCAGGGCAACCAUCGUAGCUCCGGCCCCGCCCGAACCAGCCACCCGUUACUCGGAGCAACCCAGGGCUCUGGUUCCCACGCCCGCCUUCGCCCACUUCCGGUUCAAACCCGUGGGGACGAGCACGGAAGUGGGCUCUUGGGUGUCUCCACAGAAAGGACCGUAAGACCCCGCCGACAUGUUCUCGGAGCCCCCAACCCCAGGGACUCCAGCGCCCGACACGCCUCCUGACUCGAGUCGCGUCGGCCAAGGGCCUGUACCCCCCUGGGCCCUGGCCGCAAUCGUUCUGGUCUCAGGCCUCCUUGUCUUCGGCUGCUGUUUCUGUGUCUACCGGAAGCGUUGUCGGAGGCGGUUGGGCAAGAAGAGCCAGGCCCAAGCCCAGGUCCACCUUCAGGAAGUGAAGGAGCUGGGUCGGAGUUACAUUGACAAGGUACAGCCAGAAGUGGAGGAGCUGGAGCCAGCGCCAUCUGGGCCAGGGCCGCAGGUGGCCGAGAAGCAUGAGCUAGGACGACUGCAGUACUCACUCGAUUAUGAUUUCCAGAGUGGCCAGCUGCUGGUGGGCAUCCUGCAAGCUGAGGGAUUGGCAGCCUUGGACCUGGGUGGCUCCUCCGACCCCUACGUGCGGGUCUACCUCCUGCCGGACAAGCGGAGGCGGCAUGAGACCAAGGUGCAUCGGCAGACGCUGAACCCACACUUUGGGGAGAACUUUGCCUUCAAGGUCCCCUACGUGGAGCUGGGGGGCAGGGUACUGGUCAUGGCAGUGUACGACUUCGAUCGCUUCUCCCGUAACGAUGCCAUUGGGGAGGUGCGAGUCCCCAUGAGCUCCGUGGACUUGGGGCGGCCAGUGCUGGCCUGGCGGGAGCUGCAGGCCGCUCCGCGGGAGGAGCAGGAGAAACUUGGUGACAUCUGCUUCUCCCUCCGCUAUGUCCCUACGGCCGGGAAGCUCACUGUCAUCGUCCUGGAGGCUAAGAACCUGAAGAAGAUGGACGUAGGGGGGCUCUCAGAUCCAUAUGUCAAGGUCCACCUGCUGCAAGGGGGCAAGAAGGUGCGUAAGAAGAAAACGACCAUCAAGAAGAACACUCUGAACCCCUAUUACAACGAGGCCUUCAGUUUCGAGGUGCCCUGUGACCAGGUGCAGAAGGUACAGGUGGAGCUGACUGUGCUGGACUAUGACAAGCUGGGCAAGAACGAAGCCAUUGGGAGAGUGGCCGUAGGGGCUGCAGCCGGGGGAGCUGGCCUGCGGCACUGGGCAGACAUGCUAGCCAACCCCCGGCGGCCCAUUGCCCAGUGGCACUCGCUGCGGCCGCCUGACCGAGUGAGGUCGCUGCCUGCACCCUGAUCCCCACCUCAAGCCCCUUGCCAAGCCUGGACUCGGCCCCUGACCUCUGACUCCUGGCCAAAGCCACACCCAGGCCCACCUUUAAGCCUUCUCAGACCACUAACCACCCCCACCCCACCCCAACCUGAUCCAUUCCUGCCUUCCCGUCCUGCAUUAUACCAAUCAUGGUGACUUGCCAACUCUCCCACCAAGCACAUACUCAGAAGCCCCAGGGACCCGUGGGGGAGGGGAGCAAUCUGGCCUCCCCCAACCCCAGCCUCCCACUCUCUGCUUUGACAAUCAGCAAGCCAGCCUUCUCCCCCCUUCGCUCCCAGUGCCCCUCUUCCUGCACAGGAUCACCCGCUCCCGUCCCUAGUCGGAUUCCUGCACCACUCCUGGGACCAAAUAAAUACUCAGCAACUUUGGUGGCCUGGCCUGGUGCUUACU
Messenger RNA from Ailuropoda melanoleuca (giant panda), 2138 nucleotides. It is a transcript of the gene SYT5, whose product is annotated as synaptotagmin 5. The transcript has 9 exons. The record is from RefSeq and is a predicted model, not a curated record. Gene Ontology annotation, cellular component: dense core granule; axon; synaptic vesicle membrane. NCBI's taxonomy places the organism in Eukaryota, Metazoa, Chordata, Mammalia, Carnivora, Ursidae. Bases 552 to 1712 code for a protein of 386 amino acids. Gene Ontology annotation, biological process: synaptic vesicle endocytosis; calcium ion-regulated exocytosis of neurotransmitter. Gene Ontology annotation, molecular function: calcium ion binding; clathrin binding; phosphatidylserine binding.